Molecule: messenger RNA, 1350 nt
Organism: Peniophora sp. CBMAI 1063
Lineage: Eukaryota; Fungi; Basidiomycota; Agaricomycetes; Russulales; Peniophoraceae
Source: the annotation of a GenBank genome assembly
AUGCUCAAGCACAUGCAUGAGUUACGCAAUGACAGACCAGGACUUCAGAGCCUAGAUGAUAUCUCAACCGAGCUGCAACCGUGUUACACCGAGGGGCAGCAGAGGACGUUCAGCACCGUCGCACAGACUCAGCAUCUAGCGUCAUAUGUCACAAUGUGCCAGGUGAACCUGCCGACCAUAUACUGGCUGGAUGAGCACACACGUAAAGAAUUUGAGUACAGAGGCUCGCGAAUACACGUCGAUACAUGGGCACAGAUGAUACAUGCUGUGCAAGAUCACCAAGAAGAGCUGCUGAAGGACCUCUUGCUUGACCAGAACGACCUCCUCAUCAACUUUGCUGGGAAGCGUGUCGUUGACGAUCCCCAUAACCAGACAUAUGGACAUUCAAUACUUAAGGAUCCGCGCAACUCAGACGUCUUUUAUCCAGAUGGCGACACAGAGGUUCUUCUGCACCGGAUAGCCAACACGCCCAGUUUACGAAAAAAGUUCUUCCGGAGAUCACAGGACGGUAAAUGGGAAGUUCUUCAAACGGCUGCGCGAAAGUGGCUGACCAAGUACGCGGAGCUCAACAAGGAUUGUAUGGUCUGCCUCACUCUCUCAGGAGGGGGACCUGCACGAAGUACCGAGUUGACCGCGCUGAACUACGCCAACGGUCGCGACGGCGACAUACGCAAUCUGCUUGCGUAUGGCAAUCUGAUAUACAUUGCAAAGACAUAUAGCAAGGUAGAGCCAAUGCGAAACGGCCCCAGAACCGUAGUACCCGAUGUCCUGGAUGCGCGUCUCAGCUAUGUUGUCAUGAUCAAUCUGGCAAUAUUGCGGCCCUUUGCCAUACAUCUCGUCAGUGAGGUUUACAGAGGAAACGACCAGAUAAUGGAACUUUAUCAUAACAAGCUUUUUGUCUCUACUUCACGCCUUUUUGUGUGUGACGAUCUAUCCAGCGCACUUGCUGGAUGGACGUCAAAGAUUCUGGGAAUCUCGUUCACGCUAAGACACAUACGCCAGAUGAUGGUGGCCUUAAAGAACUACGUCGCAGGAGAGGACAUUGAGGACGACAUAAAUGCAGUCAUGUCCUCACACACGCUUGAGGUGGAGCGCGCAAGAUACGCGGUCUGUCGCAACGUUCCCGAACGGGCCAACGCACAGCUAUGGGAAAGAGUCAUUCAGGCGUGUCGAAGGAUGCACAUACUUUUCAAGAUCGUACCAGGUAAGUUGCGCGUUUGCGUAGAUCUCGAACAUCUACAUCUUCAACCCGGUUUCCAGCUGGUGUGCCCCGGGAAACGCUUGCAUCCUCUCAUUACUCGCGCUUCGAUAGCAAAUGGGAAGAGCAUCUCCCAUUCGAUUUGGAGAUGA